This is a messenger RNA of Pimephales promelas (fathead minnow), 1667 nucleotides long. The record is from RefSeq and is a predicted model, not a curated record. NCBI's taxonomy places the organism in Eukaryota, Metazoa, Chordata, Actinopteri, Cypriniformes, Leuciscidae.
GUCCUGAGGGCAUUGGAUCUCAGCUGGUGUGUGAGGUGGAUCUGAGAGUAGAUCUGACGCGCGUUCAGUCCUCUCCAGAGCGCGGAUUAAUAUGGACUCAGACUAGUUUGUUUUAACAUUUUUAAGUGCUAUAUAGGUGCAGGACUCAGUCAGAACAGCGAAUAAGAAUGGAUAUGUUGUUUUAUUCUUUAAUCAUUCUAAUUCAUGGAAUUAAUGCAGCAUCCCGUUCUAGGAAAGACCUGAUGCCGCACAUGCCAAAUGUGUGUGCUGAGAAGGAGGUGAAGCUUGUGGCCCAGAUGCAGCCGUGUGUCCAGGCCUUCACACGGAUGGUUAAAGCCUGGAAACAGGGAUGCCAGGGACAGUCCUGGUGCAUGGGCUACGAGAGGAGAACGGCGUACUACACUGCAUAUAGACAGGUGUAUCGACAGGAACACCAGACGGUUUACAAGUGUUGCUCAGGAUGGUCCCAGCUCAACGGGGAGGCCGGGUGCCUGUACCCUGUUUGCCGUUAUGGCGUGUGCUUUAAUGGAGGUCAGUGUCGAGAAGCUUCUGCUCAACUCUGUGACUGUCCGGCCGGCUUCAGUGGUCCGAGCUGCCAAUACGACGUGAACGAGUGUGAGGAGACCAAUGGAGGCUGUGAAGCGAUGUGCUGUAACACUAUCGGCAGCUUCUACUGUAAGUGUCCCGCCGGUCAAGAGCUCAAGGAGGACGGCAGGACAUGUCAGGAUGUUGAUGAAUGCCAGGUGCAUAACGGUGGCUGUCAGCACGUGUGUGUGAACACCAGGGGCUCGUAUCACUGCCAGUGUAACGCUGGAUCUCGACUGCAUGUGGACGGACGCACCUGCAUCUCUGUCCUCUCCUGCAGUGUGAGGAACGGUGGCUGUGAGCAUCUCUGCGUCCAGCAGUCGGCGGGUCGCGUCCAGUGCCGCUGUCGACCCGGUCACAGAUUUCACGAGGACGGGAAACACUGCAAAUUGGUGAACCCGUGUGCCGAGCGUAACGGUGGCUGUUCUCAGGAGUGCCUCAGGGAUGGAGAUCAGGCCCGCUGUGGAUGUCGUCCGGGUUAUCAGCUGGCUGAAGAUGCCAAGACCUGUGAAGACAUCGACGAGUGCCAGACGGGCCAGGCGGACUGCGCUCAUGGAUGCCGUAACACUAUAGGAUCUUUUGUGUGUGUUUGUCCCGCUGCCUAUGAGCUGGGUGUGGAUGGCAAGCAUUGUUAUCGGAUCGAGAUGGAGAUCAUAAACAGCUGUGAUCAUAAUAACGGUGGUUGUUCUCAUCACUGUGAACAUUCAUCCACUGGACCCGUGUGCGGCUGUAACCAAGGACAUCAUCUGGACGACGACCACAAGACCUGCAUCGAUAUAAACGAGUGUGCCGACGGCAGCUCGUGUUGUGAGCACGACUGCACAAACUAUCCUGGAGGUUAUGAGUGUUACUGUACAGCCGGAUAUCGUCUGAACGCUGAUGGAUGCAGCUGUGACGAUAUAGAUGAGUGUUUGGCUGCUAACGGAGGAUGUGAUCACACGUGUCAGAAUAACGCCGGCUCCUUCCAGUGUUUCUGUAGACGCGGGUAUCGUCUCCAUGAAGACCGACGCUCCUGUAUAUGUUACUGUGGAAGGAAGACGUUCUUCAACAACCAGACAGACCUCCAGAAGCACAACAUCUGA